AUGGCAUCGUGCUGCAGUGUUACCUCUUUAAUGGCACUAACACUGCUAGGCUGCUUAGUUGGGACAAAGGUAGAAGCUCAAGACUUAAAAUUUCCUGCAUCAUAUCAACCACUGAAGAAGGUACCACCAGUUCCUGGUCCACCAGCGUUUCCUCAAUAUCCUUCUCCGCCACAGGUUCAACCUCCUUGGCCACCAAAGAUUCCUCAAUAUCCUACUCCACCACAGGUUCAACCUCCUUGGCCACCAAAGGUUCCUCAAUAUCCUACUCCACCACAGGUUCAACAGCCUUCGCCACCAAAGGUUCCUCAAUAUCCUACUCCGCCACAGGUUCAACAGCCUUCGCCACCAAAGGUUCCUCAAUAUCCUACUCCGCCACAGGUUCAACAGCCUUCGCCACCAAAGGUUCCUCAAUAUCCUUCUCCACCACAGGUUCAACCUCCUUGGCCACCAAAGGUUCCUCAAUAUCCUACUCCGCCACAGGUUCAACAGCCUUCGCCACCAAGGGUUCCUCAAUAUCCUUCUCCACCACAGGUUCAACAGCCUUCGCCACCAAGGGUUCCUCAAUAUCCUUCUCCACCACAGGUUCAGCAGCCUUCGCCACCAAGGGUUCCUCAGUAUCCUUCUGUACCACAGGUUCAACAGCCUUCACCACCAAGGGUUCCUCAAUAUCCUUCUCCACCACAGGUUCAACAGCCUUCGCCACCGAGGGUUCCUCAAUAUCCUUCUCCACCACAGGUUCAACCACCUUGGCCACCAAAGGUUCUUCAAUAUCCUCAAGUGCCACAGGUCCAACCUCCUCCAUCAAUAAAUGUUCCACCUAAGGUUCCUCAAUAUCCUCAAGUGCCAAAGGUCCAACCUCCUCUACUACCACCAAAGGUUCCACAUAUGGUUCCUCGAUAUCCUCAAGUGCCACAGGUCCAACCUCCUCCAUCAAUAAAGGUUCCACCUAAGGUUCCUCAAUAUCCUCAAGGGCCAAUCACUCCAUCGCCACACGUACAGACUUGUGAUGUGGGAGAUGCCCAGAAAGUCCCAUGUGGAGGUUUAAAUGUCACUACUGCUGCUGCAUGUCAAGCAAUUAGCUGCUGCUUUGAUGGCCAACAGUGCUACUUUGGAAAAGCAGUGACCGUCCAGUGCACUAAGGAUGCCCAGUUCAUUGUGGUAGUAGCCAGAGAUGCCACUCUUCCCACCCUUGACCUCAGUUCAGUCAUACUUUUGGGACAAGGUCAAGGCUGUACAUAUGUUGACUCUAAUUCACAAUUUGCCAUCUACCAGUUUCCUGUUACUGCCUGUGGCUCUGUUGUUAUGGAGGAACCUGGUGUUAUAAUCUAUCAGAACAGGAUGUCCUCUUCAUAUGAAGUAGGAGUUGGGCCUCUUGGAUCCAUUACCAGGGACAGCCACUAUGAUUUGAUCUUCCAGUGUAGGUACAUUGGCACUUCUGUUCAAACUGUGGUUGUACAAGUAUUACCAAUACUAGAUCCUCCUCUACCAGUUGCUGCUCUGGGACCCAUCAGAGUACAACUGAGGUUGGCUAACGGACAAUGCUAUACAAAGGGUUGUAAUGAAGUGGAUGCAGCCUAUAGCUCUUUCUAUACAACAGAAGACUAUCCUGUGACCAAAGUACUGAGGGACCCUGUGUAUGUGGAGGUUGAACUCACUGAAAAGACAGAUCCAAAACUUGUCCUGACUCUUGGUCGCUGUUGGACAACCACAACCUCAAACCCUCACAGUCUGCCCCAGUGGGAUAUUCUGAUAAACGGGUAA
Messenger RNA from Micropterus dolomieu (smallmouth bass), 1761 nucleotides. Its product is annotated as vegetative cell wall protein gp1-like. Bases 1 to 1761 code for a protein of 586 amino acids. The record is from RefSeq and is a predicted model, not a curated record. NCBI's taxonomy places the organism in Eukaryota, Metazoa, Chordata, Actinopteri, Centrarchiformes, Centrarchidae. Gene Ontology annotation, biological process: prevention of polyspermy; binding of sperm to zona pellucida. The transcript has 5 exons. Gene Ontology annotation, cellular component: egg coat. Gene Ontology annotation, molecular function: structural constituent of egg coat; acrosin binding.